This is a messenger RNA of Topomyia yanbarensis, 847 nucleotides long. RefSeq lists its product as uncharacterized. NCBI's taxonomy places the organism in Eukaryota, Metazoa, Arthropoda, Insecta, Diptera, Culicidae. The transcript is spliced from 2 exons. The record is from RefSeq and is a predicted model, not a curated record. The coding region runs from base 50 to 847 and encodes 265 amino acids.
GUUUACAGUCAUAAUUAUAGUAUAUUAGGAGGUGUGUUGCAAGUGUAAAAUGUGGAAAAGCUUGUUCCUUCUGGUGAUUGGAUGUUUUGUCGCUCUACGAGCUAGAAGUGUGCCGGACGGUUCGUCGGAAAUUGCGCCAAAGAAACAAUUUUGGAAAAACGGUUACGAGUACUCGACAAUACCGCUAAACGAAAAUAGCAACCACGGAAGGCGAGUUGGCUGUAAAUGUCCAUCCAAAGAGCGCUAUACCAGAAGACCUAGAAUAAGAACUGUAAUCAGAAGAAAUGAUGUCGCACUAGAAGAUCCUGAGGAGAUUAUGGAGAGUAUGCUGGAGAGAUAUUUACUGCGGGUUUUGUUAAAGAAAGGACUUUUAUCGCCACCGGCAUCUAAUAGGCAGGGCAACAUCGCCAGGAGCUUCUCUCGCACGCAAAAACAGAUACAACAGACGUUGCCUGCAUUCCAGCAUGAAAGAGCUGUAUAUUCCGAUGAGGAAAAUUACAGAAUGACUCACAAUAGUCGAUUUUACAGUCAAGAGCCGAUUCCGGGUCAGCUGCUAUAUCCUCCAAUCUCCCCGAAGUUUCAUCCGACGGCGCGAGUUUAUCCGAGUGGACCAGCGGCCAAUUUAUCCAAACCGCGUUAUGUUUCUUCCAUGCUAAUUCCACAUUUCCUGAACAAUACAAUUGCUAAACCAAACGAAAUAGUGCGAAAUAUUCUUCGGAUGAAUACGACAGAAAAGGUGAACAGCACGAUUCUCCCGAAAAGAGUUAGAUACGGUAAGAAUGCAGGAUAUAUAAAUAUAGAAAAUAUGUUUGAAAACUUCAACUCUUCAAAUAUAACUGAAGGGUAA